AUUUUUGUAGGAUAUGAACAAAAAGCAAACUAUGCGGGUACACGAAAGAUAAGUCUUUUCUUUCUCUUUGUUUCACCAAUGGAACCCACUUUGUAAACAAAAUCAACAAAGCACCAAAAUUUGCACUGCGCUUUUUCGAUUUUCCUCUUCCGUUUCAAGAAUAAGCAUCCUUAUCUGGUGUUUAUGUUCAGCUGAUGCAAGCCUUUUCUGGUUGUUGUAAAUUUUGAAUAAGCAUUUUCAACCAUGGCGCUUUAUGCAACUGCUUUAUCGUUCAAUGGACUUUCUUCUACUCUCAAGGAGUUCAGUUUCUUGCCGGGUUCGGUCAUCAAUAGCUUUCACAAGCGACAUGAUGUUUGUCUGCAAUCCUUUAAUCCAAAUAAGUUAGUUUUUGGCAAAAGUUUUGAAAGAGGAGACGAACUGUGUUUGUUGCCUAAUCAAUGCCUCAAGUUGCAAAUGAGAAGAUUCAGGACACGGCAGGGUGUAAAAAGUGAAGACGCAGAGAGCAUGUUGAGCAGUGAGGACAUUGCAUUAGAUGAAAACACUUUAGAGGAAGAGCUACAGAAUGCAAUUGCUGAGGAGAAUUAUGCUAAAGCUGCAGAAAUAAGGGAUACACUAAAAAACCUACAAAAAGAUAGCAACACAGCAGUAUUUGGAGCAAACAGCAAGUUUUAUGAUUCAUUCAGGAAUGGCGACCUUGCAGCCAUGCAAGGUAUGUGGGCAAAAAUGGACGAGGUAUGCUGUGUUCAUCCUGGUAUGAAAGGAAUAUCCGGUUAUGAUGAUGUUAUUGAGAGCUGGGAUUUCGUAUGGGCUAACUAUGAAUUUCCAUUACAAAUUAAACUAGAAGACAUUAAAGUUCAUGCUAGAGGGGACAUGGGGUAUGUUACUUGCAUGGAAUUUGUAAAAGCGAAAGGAGGAAGAUGGGGAGGACAAUUUGUAACGAAUGUGUUCGAGAGGAUAAAUGGCGAGUGGUUUAUUUGUAAUCAUCAUGCUUCACCAGUAGACAUGAAUUGAUACAUAGUUGUUGAGUUUGUCUUGCCUUUCCUCUUACCUCAUUUUAACAAUUUUGUUGUGUUGCAUUGUAUCUUCCUUAGCCUAGAAAUUUUUCUGUAUGUUAUGUUACAACUUUACGAACACAAAUGAUCUUUAGAAGCUGAGAUGUGGAUUAAUGGAUUCAUGAAGUUUGAUUAGAACUUUACCCAAAUUAGAUAUUGGGACUGUUGUUUCUGUUCGUAAAGAAUGUGUUCAUUAAUGUGAAACAUUGGAUAAUACA
Medicago truncatula (barrel medic) is the source of this 1270-nucleotide messenger RNA. RefSeq lists its product as uncharacterized. The transcript is spliced from 4 exons. Gene Ontology annotation, molecular function: protein binding. The coding region runs from base 244 to 1011 and encodes 255 amino acids. The record is from RefSeq and is a predicted model, not a curated record. NCBI's taxonomy places the organism in Eukaryota, Viridiplantae, Streptophyta, Magnoliopsida, Fabales, Fabaceae.